This is a messenger RNA of Medicago truncatula (barrel medic), 2528 nucleotides long. RefSeq names its product RNA-binding protein 24. Bases 321 to 1124 code for a protein of 267 amino acids. The record is from RefSeq and is a predicted model, not a curated record. NCBI's taxonomy places the organism in Eukaryota, Viridiplantae, Streptophyta, Magnoliopsida, Fabales, Fabaceae. The transcript has 6 exons. Gene Ontology annotation, molecular function: RNA binding.
GUAACACCCCUUUCCUCUUUUUUUCUAUCUUUUGCUUUCUCUUCCCUCCCAAUUUUCUCUCUCUCUCUCUCUGACCUAAUUGUCUCUCUUCUAUUCACAUCACCACUCAUCUCCAAAAACACACCAACCACUACCUUGAGAAGAAGAUCCUUCUAAAUUUAGUAUCUUUUUUUCAUAUUUUCCAACCCCAUCACCUAGAUCUCUAUAGACUUCAUUGUUUGACCAAAAAAAAAAACACUUGGGAAGUUUUUUCAUAGCUAGCUAACCCUAGAGGAUAAUAUUUUGCAAUAGUAAGAUCAUCAUCAUCAAGGAAACUCAACAUGACUCCAAUUAAUUUGGCAGGACAAUUUGGUGACACAACUUACACCAAAGUUUUUGUUGGAGGAUUGGCUUGGGAAACUCAAAAAGAGACUAUGAAGAAGUAUUUUGAGCAAUUUGGUGAGAUCUUGGAAGCUGUUGUUAUCACUGACAAAGCCACUGGAAGAUCCAAAGGCUAUGGAUUUGUCACUUUUCGUGAACCUGAUGCUGCUAUGAGAGCUUGUGUGGAUGCUGCUCCAAUAAUUGAUGGUAGAAGAGCUAACUGCAACCUUGCUUCUUUGGGUGUCCAAAGAUCUAAGCCUUCAACACCAAAACAUGGAGGAGGAGGAAGGAACAUUAGGGUAAUGGGUUCUUUCCAGACAGGAUUUGGAGGAGUGGGAUCAGCUUUUCCUUCAGCUGCAACCUUCCCUCAUUAUGCCAUCCAGCAAGGGAUACCUUAUAAUGUUUAUGGGUACUCUUCUUACUCACCGGAUUACAGUUACCCUACGAGCUACUAUGGUAUGUACGGUGGGGCAACAGCACAGUAUCCUGUUUAUGGAAAUGGACCAGCUGGAGGGAUGAUGACUGGUGGUGCAGCAGCAGCAGCCUACUACCCAUAUCUUCAAUAUGGCGAAGGAACCGGCGGCGCAACUACCGGCGGCUACACUUCUGGCCAAGGUUAUGGUGUUAACUACCCACCUCAAGUGUUUCAAUAUUCUCCAAUUGCUUCAACUGGUGGGUAUGCUCAGCACUAUGGAACACCCAUUUCUCUUGCACCUUCUCCUGCUGCCUUACCAUCAGUGUGUUUUGCUGUGCCACAGGCGUGACAAUGGCUCUACAAGCUCCUAUUCCUCAUCGUUAGAGACUCAUAUCAUGAUCUCAAAAAAUUCUAGCUGUGUCAAAACUUCCCAAGUUAUUGCUUCUUGAAGUCUCUAGUAUCAUCAAUCAACCUUUGGUCUAACCAUGGUGUUUCUCUCAUCACACACACACACACUCACUUUCACUAACACCAAAGAAAAAAAGCCCAUCAUUGGAAUUUGGGCUUUUCCACUCAUCAUUAUCAUAGGCCCCCCAUAGGGGCCCAAAGGUUUCCUCUCUAUAUAAUUUGGAGAGUCAUACUCAUCAUGCAUUACCCCCCCUCCCCAUUUUUUUUGUUCAAGAAAAAAAAGUUGCAUUGGUUCCUUGAAAGGUACCAAAAAGAUGUGUAAUCACCAACAAAAGCUAUAGGAAAUAGCUAAGUUGGAAAAAUGAAUGGGAAAACUUAGCCCUUGGAAAGGCUAAGUAAAAAAAAUCAUCUUGUUAAUUAACUUUGACCCAUGAAGGGUAAAGUGAAAGUAAUAAAGAUUGGUUUUUCAAAAAUUGUAAAUUGAAGAAUCUCACAAAUAGGUAGCAUUAUAAAAAAUUAAGCUAGUUUUGGAAAAACAAAAUUGCUAAUCACACCUCUCUGGAUGAAGAGGAAAGUUUAGCAAUCAUGGACAUUGGAUGUCCCACCUUUUUUGUAUGGUAACAUCUAGAUAUAUAGCCUUAGUCUUUAGUGUUAAUUAGGAUAAGUCAUGUUUAUCAAAUUAAUUUUCAUAAAAAAGGGUUUAACCAACAAACCAAAAUUAGUCAUCUUCCCUUUGGGUAAGGGGAGAAAAAAUACUAACUAAGUUUUUUUUUAUGUAAAUUCAUUGUGGCUAAACUAAGGUAGUUUAAGCCCAAUUUAGUUAUUUUUAGGAGGGAAAGUAAUUUUUUUACACUCCCAAUUAGCAUAUGUAGUACAUGUCAUCAUCAUUUUGAGAACUACAUUAAUGGAAUGUGUAGAACUCAAAACAAAAACAAAAAAACACUUGCAUGUAACCUUGGGAGAUAUUUGGGUUCCCUUGGUUACUUCACUUUGCUCACCAACCAUGGUUAGGACAUAGGUGAAUUAAUGAGAAUCUCAUCAUCACUCUUUUCUUUGUCUCUCUCUCUCUCUUUCCAUUUCACAAUCUCUUCCCUUUAUUUAAUCUCUCUCUCUAUGGCAACUUUUAAAUUGAGAUGGACCAUCAUACUCUAUUAAUUUUAUGUUUAAGUCUAUAUGUUAUUUGGAUUGUAAUUAGGAAAUCUAAAGUAGGAGGAUCAAUUCAUUCUCUGCUGGAUGAGAAUGGAUUUGCUACUUUUCUACCAUGCCUUUAAUUUCUUGUAUUAUGUUUAUGUCAAUCAAUAUGUGUUCAAGAAGUUAAUGUUUUCAAGCAAUGUUAGCUUUGUUA